CCACGAGAAUAACAACCUGAUUUCGUAAUGCGCCGCGGGUCGAGGGGGAAAACGGGAGAAAAGUACGAGAAUAACAACCAAAGCGAAGCGUGGAAAAUACUUGGCGGGGGAGUUUCUGGUGCGUAAUCUUGUGGGCCGCUGUGGCAAGUGGAAACUCUGGCAGCCAAGUGAAGCACAACCCCCAGCUAGUGCCGGCUUCUUGCACACGCUCGUGCUCGGCAAAUGCUGGACGUUUUUUUCUCGGUGAUCUUGGCAAACCAAGACCGUCGAUUUGUGCAGUGAUAACGUGUUUCGAUUCUUAUCUGUGUUGAUUUGUCGUGAAACAUCUCCUGCUCCAAGGUUGUCCCUUUUUUUUGUCUUUUUGCCGUUCCCAUCGCGGCAAGAUGCACGAGGUCGUUGGCAGCGCGAGAAUCGGUUUCUGACGCACCGAGCUUGACUCGCAUACCCCCCGGGGGGUGGUUUUCGGUGGGAAAAUAACUGUUCUUCCACGGGAGUUGCAGACCGGCCCCCGUUGCCCUUUCGCGUUUUGUGGAGGGCUGCGAGAAGAAGAAGCUGCGCCACCAUCACCUCAGUUUGUGCGUUUUCGAUUCGCGAAUCGAUUGUGUAAGCGACUUCCUGGCACGAAGACACGGUAGUGACGAAAUUACACGCACGGGUCGUCGGUUGUCACGAAUGUGUUUGGCGAAAAUUUGGUGCGAGAACGCAUCAGAGUAAUCGUCGGGAUAAGGAACCCCAAAAGUGAACUGCCCCCCUGUGCGUAAUGGUUGCUUGGACCGGAUCACCACGGCGCCACGUCCGGAUACUGCUGGUCGGGGAUCAGGGUGUUGGCAAAACGUCCCUCAUCCUGUCGCUGGUCAGCGAAGAGUUCCCGGAAGACGUACCGGCAAAGGCGGAAGAGAUUACCAUCCCGGCCGAUGUGACACCGGAGCAGGUGCCCACCAACAUUGUUGACUAUUCCGCCGCCGAACAAACGGAUGAAACGUUGGCAGAGGAAAUUCGUAAGGCGCACGUCGUCUGCAUCGUCUACUCGGUGGAGUGUGAGGAGACGUUGGAUGGCAUCACGGAACGGUGGCUUCCGAUGGUGCAAAAAUGCUCGGAAACGGAGCGAAAACCGGUCGUACUCGUUGGCAACAAAAUCGAUCUUGUCGAUUUCUCAACAAUCGAUCAUGUACUGUCAAUUAUGGAGGACUAUCCGGAGGUCGAAAGCUGCGUUGAAUGUUCCGCCAAAACGCUGCACAACAUUUCCGAGAUGUUCUACUAUGCUCAGAAGGCAGUGCUACACCCAACGGCUCCUCUGUAUAUCAUGGAAGAUCAGGAUCUAACGGAACAGUGCAAAAAGGCGCUGGUGCGGAUCUUCAAGGUGUGCGACAUUGAUGGCGAUGGGUUGCUGAAUGAUUACGAGCUUAAUCACUUCCAGCGCCGGUGCUUCAAUGCCCCUCUCCAGCCGCAGGUGCUGGACGAGGUGAAGGCGGUGCUGAUGAAGAAUACUCCCGACGGGAUUCGCAACGAUUCGGUCACGCUGAGUGGAUUCCUUUUCCUGCACUGUCUGUUUAUACAGCGAGGACGUAACGAGACGACAUGGGCCGUCCUGCGACGAUUCGGAUACAAUGAGAACCUGGAAAUCAGCGACGAGUAUCUGCACCCGCCCGUAAAAAUUCCUCCCGGCAGCAGUACGGAACUAUCGCACCGCGGACAACAGUUUUUGAUCUCCAUUUUCGAACGAUCCGAUCGUGACGGAGACGGUGCGUUGUCACCCGAAGAGUUCCAAAAGCUGUUCAGCGCCUGUCCCUCGCCUCCGUUUUCCACCGACAUCCGACGCACGAUUCCGACGAAUGAGAACGGUUGGCCAACGUUACACGGAUGGUUGUGCCGCUGGAGCCUGAUGACGCUGGUGGAUGUGAACAAAACACUCGAAUAUCUCGCGUACCUUGGCUUCAAUGUGCACGAGAAUGAGUCGCAGCUGGCCGCCAUUCACAUCACCCGCGAACGGCGCAUCGAUCUGGCGCGAAAGCAAAACAGCCGCUCGGUGUACAUGUGCCACGUGAUUGGUCCAAAGGAUGCCGCCAAAACGACCUUCUGUCGGGCGUUCUUGGCGCAGGACAUGAAGCGGUUAACCGAUCGUGACAUUCGCCAUAGCAAUCGAUAUGCAAUCAAUACGGUGCAAGUGUACGGCCAAGAAAAGUAUCUGGUGCUGCGAGAUGUGGAUGCGCGGUUAGUACUCGAUCCGUUGCAGCCGGGCGAAGUGAACUGCGAUGUGGCCUGCCUCGUUUACGACAUCGGUAAUCCUAAGUCGUUCGAGUACAUCGCACGGAUAUACAUUAAAUACUUUGCCGAGAGCAAAAUUCCCGUACUGAUCGUUGGCACCAAGGCUGACCGGGAAGAGGCACGACAGGAGUAUCUGCUGCAGCCACCCGACUUUUGCCACAAGUACAAACUGCUACAACCGCAGUUCUUCAGCGUAAAGCACAACAAGAAGGACGUUUAUACCAAGCUGGCAACGAUGGCCGCCUUUCCACGAUUCCAAGCGGCGUGGAUUCUGUUUUAUAAACAUAGAUUGGUACAGCUAUGGGAAACAACCCACUUGAAACAGUUCGGGCUUGUGUCGAGUGAUCCACUGCUCUGGUGGAAGGCUGGCCUCGGCAUUGCGGCGGCCACGAUUGUCGGAUUUUUCGUCGUCAAAGCGUUCCACGGUCCCGGCUCAGCACGAUGAGGUGGAUCAACUACCCAAUAGGUUCAAUAGCUCGAUUGUGCGAUGAAUACCGUGGUACCAGUUCGUAUGUUGGGAAUUCAAUUUAUCGGACCCUUGUAAAUAGGACAAUAGAGCGAGUAGUAAUCAUUUUUCGAGAGAUUAGAGAAGCAGGUAGGUGUUAGUGUUGCAAGCAUAUACAGGCCAAUAAUAGCCAAAAACUUACCGUUUCAAUCUGUUCCGAUUUUGCGAUUGCUUUAUUUUUAUCGCUUUGUUUGGCGAAAUACGAUGAAGCAGCUCCAAUAAUACACAUUGUUGCGAGCCAAAUUGGCAUGUAUCGCAAUCCAACGGAAUUCGAAUGAGGCAAAUUACAUACAGGCAAAACUUAGGGUGAGAGGCAGGGAGAACGACACUCCAAAAACACUCCUACCUUUUUGCACUACCCAGUGUUUAUAAUACUAAAUUUGACACGAUACGAUCGUUUGUUCGCAGUCUGUACAGAAGCCCUUCUUAUUGUCAUUAGUCGAAGCAGCAAGUCCUUGCCAAUUUUUUUUUGUUAAAACUUUUCAUUUCUUCAACACUCUUGGCAGCGUAGAUCAACGCCGAGCUUAUUUAGAGAAGGCAUCUUAGGCGCAAGUUACUUCCGGUAGCAACAGUCAACUUUCUUCUAAAUGAAGGUAACCGAAAAACGACCGGCGCCACAUUGGCAGACACACAUGCGCGACCGAGAACGACGAGAAGAAGUGGUAGAGGGGCAAAAUUCGGAAACGCUUCUGGUAAAAUGCUCUAGUGAGCCACAUAGAACAAGGGAAAAUACACGAAACAAUCCAAAUAAUACUAAACGUUCU
Anopheles darlingi is the source of this 3534-nucleotide messenger RNA. RefSeq names its product mitochondrial Rho GTPase (gene Miro). Lineage: Eukaryota; Metazoa; Arthropoda; Insecta; Diptera; Culicidae. The record is from RefSeq and is a predicted model, not a curated record. The coding region runs from base 761 to 2710 and encodes 649 amino acids. Gene Ontology annotation, biological process: small GTPase-mediated signal transduction; mitochondrion organization. The transcript has 6 exons. Gene Ontology annotation, molecular function: calcium ion binding; GTP binding; GTPase activity. Gene Ontology annotation, cellular component: mitochondrial outer membrane.